Molecule: messenger RNA, 1948 nt
Organism: Rubroshorea leprosula
Lineage: Eukaryota; Viridiplantae; Streptophyta; Magnoliopsida; Malvales; Dipterocarpaceae
Source: the annotation of a GenBank genome assembly
GGAUUUUUGUCAUUGUGCUAGAAAUCUAGGCUAUCUCCUUUGCCAAGUUUGGGCACUGCAGAACUUGGGCAGUGCCUAUGGAUGCAACAACUAGCGGAACCCCAAUUAUACAAUACCAUAACAUACCUGAUCAGCCAAUUGCUACUAUUGUAGCUCCUCCUGUAGCCACAUUUCAACGACAAGUACGCCAGUGCUUUGGGAACUCAACACCAGGAGAAUUCCCGUUGGCUGCUAGUCCUUCUAUUGUCCUUCAUGUCCUCACAGCUGGUAAUUUGGAUGCUCAAGAUCUUGCAAAAUUAGAGGCAACAUGCUCCUUCUUUAGGCGGCCAGCAAACUUUGCCCCUGACUAUGAAUUGUCCAUAUCGGAGCUUGUUGCUCUUGACAUGUGUCAAGAGAGGGCUAUAUUUAAGCCAAUGACCGAAGAAGAGCGUCAACAUUUGAAACAAAGAUGUGGGGGUUCAUGGAAAUUGGUCCUCAGGUUUCUGCUGGCUGGAGAAACAUGUUUCAGGAGGGAGAAAUCACAAGCAAUUGCAGGUCCGGGUCACAGCAUUGCUGUGACAUCAAAGGGAGUAGUUUACUCUUUUGGCUCUAAUAGUUCAGGACAGCUUGGACAUGGCAACACUGAAGAGGACUGGCGGCCCCAGGCAAUCAGAUCUCUGCAAGAAAUUCGUAUUAUCCAAGCUGCUGCAGGGGCUGGCAGAACAAUGCUGAUUAGUGAUGCUGGGAAAGUUUAUGCCUUCGGAAAGGACUCCUUUGGUGAAAUUGAAUAUGGUGUUCAAGGAUCUAAACUUGUCACCACGCCACAGCUUGUUGAAUCUCUGAAAGGCAUAUUUGUGGUACAAGCUGCUAUUGGGAAUUUCUUCACCGCCGUACUGUCUAGAGAGGGCAGGGUUUAUACAUUUUCUUGGGGUGAUGAUGGCAGGCUUGGUCACUCAACUGAGCCAAAUGAUGUUGAACCCCAUCCUUUGCUGGGAGCAUUGGAGAACAUACAAGUAGUACAAAUUGCUGCUGGAUACUGCUACCUUCUUUGUCUAGCGUGUGAACUUGAUGGCCGCAUGUCAGUCUACUCUGUUGGGUGUGGCUUGGGAGGGAAACUAGGACAUGGAUCAAGAACUGAUGAGAAAUACCCACGUCGUAUUGAACAAUUUCAGAAUAUGAAUCUCCAGCCAAUGGUGGUUGCUGCUGGUGCUUGGCAUGCAGCUGUGGUAGGUCGGGAUGGACGAGUUUGCACUUGGGGUUGGGGUCGUUAUGGAUGCUUAGGCCAUGGAAAUGAAGAGUGUGAAUCAGUUCCUAAGGUAGUGGAAGCAUUAAGCAAGGUCAAAGCCAUUCAUGUUGCUACAGGGGAUUACAUUACCUUUGUGGUAUCUGAUGAUGGUGAUGUAUACUCCUUUGGUUGUGGUGAAUCUGCAAGUCUAGGACAUAACACUGCUACUGAUGGACAGGGCAACAGGCAUGCAAAUGUGCUGAGCCCAGAGCUAGUAACCUCACUGAAGCAGCUGAAUGAACGGGUGGUUCAGAUAAGCCUUACAAACUCAAUAUACUGGAAUGCCCACACCCUCGCGGUCACAGAAUCAGGAAAAUUAUACGCAUUUGGUGCGGGAGACAAAGGGCAGCUAGGCAUAGAGUUAGUUAACAAUCAAACAGAAAGGGGGAACCCAGAGCGGGUUGAUAUCGAUCUCAGUUAGCAAUUUAAUUUCUCCCCCUUUUCAUCAUCUCUAAUCCAUCAAGCUACACACAUUGCGUUUGGUUUUUAGGUUUCCUUGUCUAUUUUGUAAAUAGAAGUAAACAAAACAAUUGGGAAGAUUUAAGUUAGAUAGCAAAGGCCAACAUGGUUUGAUAUAUAAGAAAAAUGGCUAGAACAGAGGCCUUCAAUAUGUUAAUAGUUGAAAUGGGAAACAUCAUUUGUUAAGGUUUCAUUUAUUACUAAGUUUGUCCUAAUUGCAUUCUU